UAACCAAGAGGGAGUAUACUUUUGGACCUUGGUGGAUUAAAAAUAGGGAAUUUUAGUUCAUCUGGGCGUUUUCUUUGAGCACUAUUUUCUUCUUUAGAACUAUUUUGGUCUUAGCAAAUUGAGGGAGAGGCUGCCGACUAAACCCUCGAUUUUCUGGCUUCCCAGUUCUCUACAAGUGUACCAUUUGGUGUUCUUACCAAUUUAAUUUUCCAGGUUUAAGUAUGCUUCCAAAGCGUUUAAAGAAGCUUGAUAUAGACAAUCCAAAGAAGCUCGCAAACUUGAUCGACCUGGUAAAUCUCCCAUCAACUUUACGGGAGUUUGUUGGCCGAUCACAGAUUUCUCGAUUGGGAUGCUUCAUGCGAGUUUGGUCAUACAUCAAAUCAAAUAAUCUCCAGGACCCCCAAAACAAAAAUCUUGUCAAUUGUGAUGAUAAGCUGAAGAGUAUUUUGCUUGGAAAAUCAAAGGUUGAUCUAGCCGAGUUACCUGCCUUGAUCAAAUUGCAUUUUCCCAAGCCGCCAAAGUGACAAGGACUCUUAAUUGUGUAGUCAAGGCGCGUAAGGAGAAGUCGGGUGCUGCUUCGAUAUCUGCUCAAUCUGCUUGUAAAUGAUUCUACCUCAAUUUGAUGGUGUUUAUAUUCAACAAACUUGUUUACCAAUUUGCAGCACAACUUCUUACUAAAUCCCUGAUGGUCUCUCUCCUUUCCGUCUAUUUCUGUUUGGUUUACGUUUUAUGGCUGUAAGAUUAGAGAUAAUGAUUGCUAUCAAAGGCCGAUCAAAUAACAGUCUCUUUAUUACUACAAAGAAAAGACUACAUUUUACAUUUCAAAACUUUGCCGAGUGUAAAGGUUAAGUGGAAGCAGUUUAAUGACAUUGAAAUAACGAGGUGUUGGGUAAAUUGAUACCAAAAAAAAGGCAAAAGAAAGGCUAAAAGGAUUAAUGAUAAUAUGGAGCCGCCCACAGAUGCAAAGACGUGUGCUCAACUUUCUCAAUUUGUAUGUGACCCAUUUUGUGGUCCUUUCUGGCUCUUUUAUCUAUGCUAUGUGCAUUAUGCCUAGUAUGGGAUGAUUUUAGGGCUUUGUGAACUUGAUUAUGACAUUUGGCAAUUGGACUCUACAUAUCAUCUUAGAGCUAAAGCUAUUCUUGUAAGUGAUUAUUUUUCAAUAAGAUAACCUUAAAUAAGGAGUUUACAUAUUCAUAAUAUGUAUGAGAUAGGUUGUUUAAUCCUUGUAUAAGGCGUGUUUCUCGAUGAGAUUGUCUUAUACAACAAAUUGUGUUGAUUUUAAAGUAUUGUUAUGAUCAAUUCGUAAUAAUUGACAAAAUUUGACAAAUGAUUGAUAGUUGAUAAUUACUUUAGAAUUUAAUAAUUUUAAUUUCCAAUGAUUCAAAUUGGUCUUUGUAUUAUAUAGG
Amaranthus tricolor (Joseph's coat) is the source of this 1406-nucleotide messenger RNA. Its product is annotated as upstream activation factor subunit UAF30. Gene Ontology annotation, cellular component: nucleus. The coding region runs from base 222 to 524 and encodes 100 amino acids. The transcript has 4 exons. NCBI's taxonomy places the organism in Eukaryota, Viridiplantae, Streptophyta, Magnoliopsida, Caryophyllales, Amaranthaceae. The record is from RefSeq and is a predicted model, not a curated record.